This is a messenger RNA of Haliotis rufescens (red abalone), 2612 nucleotides long. Its product is annotated as monocarboxylate transporter 13-like. Gene Ontology annotation, biological process: transmembrane transport; monocarboxylic acid transport. The coding region runs from base 115 to 1695 and encodes 526 amino acids. The record is from RefSeq and is a predicted model, not a curated record. The transcript has 7 exons. Lineage: Eukaryota; Metazoa; Mollusca; Gastropoda; Lepetellida; Haliotidae. Gene Ontology annotation, molecular function: monocarboxylic acid transmembrane transporter activity.
ACGUGCCCGCCCAACUGAAGAUUUGAUAUAAAAUCAGGAGCUGUGGGUAUUUUGCAUUUUGGGUUGUAUUUCCGAGGUGGCCAUUUCAAAUUGUUAUCAGCGUGAAUUCACACGAUGCCCCUCGGUGAAAAUGGUAACCACAUACAUGAGAACAGCGACAUCAACCACAUUGGUGUUGACGGCGGCGGUUGUUACCGCCUAAACCUUGAAGAUGAAAACGUCCCUCAAUGUAACAAUGACAACAACAUUUAUCACAACAACAAUCCUGAGGAGGGUCGUCCAAACAGCGCGACAAACAAAUCAUCUCGGAAACAAAGCACAAGAUACUGGCAAAUUGGAUCGGUCAUCAGUUGUUUUAUAGCCAAUUUUGCUGCUGGUGGCCUUCCAAACUCGUACGGAGUAAUGUACACAUACAUGAAGGAACCUCUGGGUACCACGGAAUGGGAACUGUCUUUGAUAGGAUCUCUCAUGGGUGGAUGUAUAGGGUUUGCCUCAGAAUCACUAGUUUAUCUGCUACUUCUGCCUCCUAUAAUUCCAGCUCGUCAGGGUCGAAAUGUCUUUAUUGUCAUGGGGAGAUGUGUUGGGUUUGCCCGUAUUCUUGGAACGGUAUGUGUUGAUUGUCUCGGGAGUCGUUUCACCACAUUAUUUGGAAGUGCACUAACUGUGAUUGGUUUUAUUGUCGGCAGUCAGCUGGACAACAUAUACGUCUUGUAUUUUACACUCGGCGUUCUUCCAGGAAUUGGUGUUUCCCUCGUCUACACCGCGGCCAUGGUGCAUGUCAACAAACAGUUUUCAAAAUGGCGGCCGUUAGCCGUUGGGGCAUCAGUAACAGGGAUAGCUGUGGGAAUACUCACUUGGCCCCCACUCUCUGCUGCUGUUGCCGACAAUAUGGGAUGGCGGGGGACAUUUCUCAUCAAUGGUGCACUGGCGCUGCACUUCCUACCAUGUGCUCUCUCGAUAACCCCGCGCAGCAGCUCAGAGGAUUCUGUUCAUUGCCCAAGGGUCUCCUUGAGAAACACAAUAAUCAACUGUUUCAAAAUAUACCGGCUGCCCGGAGCAUUUGCAUUCUCCAUUGCUCAAGUGACAUUCGGCUUUUGCUAUUACACUUUCACAACUUUUCUUCCUGACUACGUAUCAACCCCACCAUUCAACAUGGCGGCAUCAGAAGCUGCGCUCAUUGUUUCAUCUUCGGGAUAUGGCAGCAUAUUUGGUCGUCUAAUAUUCUCUGGAAUAGUCAUGGUGAAUACCAAGGGAACUAGCUUCAUAUUUGUAUUUUCGUCCUGCAUGUGUGGCAUCACCAGCCUGCUUGUGCCACUCUGUACAAGCUCCACUACACUGCAUAUUAACAGCGCUGUAAAUGGACUAGCUAUAGGAGGUUGGAUGGGCGUUUUUACACUUGUGGUUGUGGAACUGUUUGGUCUUAAUAAUUUGUCACAAACAUUUGGCAUGAACAUGGUUUGCCAAGGAUUUGGGUCAUUCGUCGGACCGCCGUUACAAAGUUACCUAGCAACUCGACUUGGGAAGGAAGUUACGUUCUACAGCUCUGGAACUUCUUUUCUCGUGACAUCGAUUUUGGUUAUGGUAUCUUUAAUGCAAAAGCAGAAAACAUUUUGUUCUGCAAGUCGGCUUUCGGUAGAGACCGUGGUUGUUGGUGUCGAUAACAAAGGUUUCAAUCCAAGCAAAUCUAAGUACUAAACUGACGAUGCAGUGGUUGUGUGUUGAGUCCCGUGCGGUUGCAUAUUGAUGGUAUGGCUACUGGUGGCUUGUGAUCUGUGCGGCAACAUCCGUGCAUGGUGCCAUGUUAUCUGCGUGAUUCGUCCUCUGUAGUGGCUCCGUGUCUGCUGCCAAUCUGUAUGAUUCCUUUAUGUGCAGUGACACGUGUUCGGUUUGAUGUCUUUCUGUGUGUUCUGUGAUCUGUGUGAUUACCUCCUUUUCAGUGGUGUGUAGACUGUGUGAUAGCUUCCUGUGAUGGUACUUCCCAGCAAACACUCAGCGUUGUGGAUUAGUUGUGGGAAUGUCACGUUGUCACAUCACGUUUUGUAACGUUGUGACACAGUUGCAUGGCAACCAUGAGGAUCCUAUAUGGUUGUAUGUAAUAUUUAAAAGAAAAAACUAAAUUAAGAUCAUUAUUGCCAUUUAAAAACCAGACCUUGGUAUGAAGUUCCAUAUUUACAAACCUUUUUGAAAAAUAAAACUAUUCGGAUAUUCGAAACAGCCCUGCCUCAUGAUCGCCAUUUUCAAACUACAGAGAGUCCGCCCAGGGAAAAGUAUUUAAAUGGAAAUUAGGACAAACGUCAUUUAAACAUCAACCCUGUCAAGAAGUGAUGAGAAUAUAUGACAGGCCUGCCAAUCAUGCAUACAAGUAUAUGAUAAUACAAUGGGGUAGAAAAGUUGCAGGAAAGUGUUUUGGUUAAAUUACGUUGUAGCAACAUUAUGAAAACAAUACAAUGUUAUUUCCAACGUUGCCACAAGAAAAUGAAACGUUCCAGCAACGUUCUUUUCUGUCUGCAAGGCUUGGACUAGCGGAUGAGUCAAUAUGCUGUCCCAAGUGGAGAUACAGAUCGUGGUGGAGUGUUUUAUGUUAAUAUUCAAAGAAUAAAGUGAGUGUAAGA